Penicillium argentinense is the source of this 1338-nucleotide messenger RNA. Its product is annotated as casein kinase I. The transcript has 5 exons. Gene Ontology annotation, biological process: endocytosis; signal transduction; peptidyl-serine phosphorylation. Bases 1 to 1338 code for a protein of 445 amino acids. Gene Ontology annotation, cellular component: nucleus; cytoplasm. NCBI's taxonomy places the organism in Eukaryota, Fungi, Ascomycota, Eurotiomycetes, Eurotiales, Aspergillaceae. Gene Ontology annotation, molecular function: ATP binding; protein serine/threonine kinase activity. The record is from RefSeq and is a predicted model, not a curated record.
AUGGCAUCGUCUUCGUCAAACGUGGUGGGAGUCCACUACCGAGUGGGCAAGAAGAUCGGUGAAGGUUCAUUCGGUGUGAUUUUCGAGGGUACCAACCUUCUGAACAACCAGCAGGUUGCGAUCAAAUUUGAACCCCGGAAAAGCGAUGCUCCCCAGCUGCGUGAUGAAUACCGCACAUACAAGAUUCUGGUCGGAUGCCCUGGUAUUCCCAAUGUCUAUUACUUUGGACAAGAGGGUCUGCACAACAUUCUGGUGAUUGACCUUCUUGGCCCCAGUCUGGAAGACCUCUUCGAUCACUGCAACCGCCGGUUCUCCACCAAGACCGUGGUGAUGGUCGCCAAGCAGAUGCUUUCGCGCGUCCAAACGAUUCACGAGAAAAACCUCAUCUACCGCGAUAUUAAGCCCGACAACUUCCUGAUCGGCCGCCCAGGCACGAAAGCCGCCAACGUGAUCCACGUUGUUGAUUUCGGCAUGGCCAAGCAGUAUCGCGACCCCAAGACCAAGCAGCACAUUCCCUACCGCGAACGCAAAUCUUUGUCCGGUACCGCUCGUUACAUGAGUAUCAACACACAUCUGGGUCGUGAGCAAUCACGACGGGAUGAUCUGGAGGCUCUGGGGCACGUCUUCAUGUACUUCCUGCGCGGCGGUCUCCCCUGGCAGGGGCUGAAGGCUGCCACCAACAAGCAAAAGUACGAGAAGAUUGGAGAGAAGAAGCAGACCACCGCCAUCAAGGAACUCUGCGAUGGAUAUCCAGAAUUCAACAAAUACCUGAGCUAUGUGCGCAACCUUGGUUUCGAGGAUACCCCUGACUACGAUUACCUCCGCGACCUCUUGACGCAAGCCAUCAAGAACGCCGGUGAGGUGGAGGAUGGCGAAUACGACUGGAUGAAGCUGAACAACGGCCGAGGCUGGGACUACAAGUCGCACUCAUCACAAGCUCACCUCCACAACUACCACCAGACCUCGUCCGGACGUGAUGUGGCCCACGGACAGCAGCUUCGCAACAGUCAGCGGCCCGGUGUGACGGCCGAUCGUUUAAACGCCGCGCAGCCCCCGCCCCCAUCUCCAGCCAAAGCCGGAGCUGGGAAGACGCGCGAGCGGCCAAGCGCCUCCGCCGGGAUGCCACCGAAACGCCAGAGCGGGGGCUUGGAAGCGCACACUCCAGCCGCGUCCACCCAGGCACAAUUCCAGAACUCCAAUGCUCACCUGCCCAGCCGGAUCGGGAGCCCCGGUAACCCCGGCAUGGGCAGCCAGCAGCUUGGAGGGACUCAGGGCAAUAAUGACUCGCAGCCCACUUUCGUUCAGAAAGUGAUGAAGGCUCUGUGCUGCGGUAGGUGA